AGUGAUUAAAAAAAAAGAAUAUUGUUAAAUCUGCCAUUUGUCAAAAUUGUCAUAUUUAUCAAUGCAAAUUUUUCGAGUAUAACCUCAAUAAGUUAAAAAGACGAGUUUUAUUAAAUUUUGUCUAAAAUAAUGGCUUUAAUUAGCGUGAGAAAUUUUUUAAAGUGCGGACACUCAUUAGCAGAUUCCAUAAUAUUCAAUUCCAGGAGUAUAGUAGUCUCGUCGAAUAGAAAUAAUACCGUCGCACCGAGUGAAAAGAAACCCGACACAGACGCUGGAAAAUCCGAAAUUAAUCCAGAAAUAGAAAGCUUGAAUAAACAAAUUAUCGAAUUAGCUAGUCAAAAAGAUGAACUCUUGGAUAAAUACAAAAGGGCGCUAGCAGAUGGAGAAAAUCUCAGGAAUAGACUAACAAAACAAAUAUCAGAAGCUAAAAUUUACGGCAUUCAAAGUUUUUGCAAAGAUUUGUUAGACGUAGCAGAUGUGUUGAACAAAGCCACUGAAACUGUACCCAAAGAAGAAUUAAACAAGAACUCACAUCUGAAAAGUUUGUAUGAAGGUCUGACAAUGACCGAAGCACAACUUAUGAGUGUUUUUAAAAGGCACGGAUUGGAACAAGUCAAUCCAAUUGAUGAAAAGUUUAAUCCAAAUUUUCAUGAAGCCCUUUUUACACAGGACGUAAAAGAUAAAGAAUCUGGUACUGUUGUUAUUGUUUCAAAAAUUGGUUACAAACUCCAUGAGAGGGUUGUUAGGCCAGCACUAGUUGGAGUUGCAAAAUGAGAUAUAACUCAUUUAUAUUCUAGAUAUUUUUCUAUUUAUAAGUUUGUAUUGGUCCAAAAUGUGAUGCUGAUUAUCUCACAGUGACUAAGAAUUUUUAUUUACUACAAAUUUCAAUCAUUUUUGUAAAAAAUUGUCAUUAAAGUGUAAUUAUUGUUA
Messenger RNA from Psylliodes chrysocephalus, 930 nucleotides. The record is from the annotation of a GenBank genome assembly. NCBI's taxonomy places the organism in Eukaryota, Metazoa, Arthropoda, Insecta, Coleoptera, Chrysomelidae.